Neltuma alba is the source of this 988-nucleotide messenger RNA. Its product is annotated as probable LRR receptor-like serine/threonine-protein kinase At3g47570. Gene Ontology annotation, cellular component: membrane. The transcript has 2 exons. Lineage: Eukaryota; Viridiplantae; Streptophyta; Magnoliopsida; Fabales; Fabaceae. The record is from RefSeq and is a predicted model, not a curated record. Bases 251 to 772 code for a protein of 173 amino acids. Gene Ontology annotation, biological process: protein phosphorylation. Gene Ontology annotation, molecular function: ATP binding; protein kinase activity.
UAACAGUUUGCUCUAGCAUAGAUUACGAGGGCUAUGAAUUCAAGGCUCUAGUUUAUGAGUAUAUGGUGAAUGGAAGCUUAGAAAAUUGGUUGCACUCCAAUACAGAAAAAUCAGAUGAUGCAAGAGUUUUGCUUCUUGAUCAAAUAAUAAAUAUCCUCAUUGAUAUUGUGUCUACUAUCUUCACUAUGAGUAUGGGCAUCCUCUAAUUCACUGUGAUUUGAAGCCAAGCAAUGUCCUUCUUGAUAUCAACAUGGUUGCUCAUUUGAGUGAUUUUGGAUUGGCAAGACUAAUCCCACCUGGUGAAGUCAUUUCUAAUGAACAAAGCAACACGAUUGGUAUAAAGGGAACCAUUGGCUAUGUACCUCCAGAAUAUGGAAUCGGUUCCAAGACAUCAAUACAAGGUGACAUGUAUAGCUUCGGGAUUCUCGUCUUAGAGAUGUUAACUAAAAGAAGACCCAAUGAAGAUAUGUUUGAAGAUGGUCAUCAUCUUCAAACAUAUGUGAAAGUUGUAUUUCCAGGCAAGCUUUUAGAAGUUGUGAGCCCAAGCAUUCUUCCACGACAAUCAGAACAUAUAGUGGGAACUUCAAGAGACUCAUCGAAGAACAUGAUGCAAAUCCAUCCCAGUGUUGAGAAAUGCUUGCGUUCUUUAUUUAAGGUCGGACUCACAUGUUCACUGGAAUCACCUCAUGAAAGAAUGAGUGCAAUUGAUGUCCUCGGGGAGUUAAAUUCUAUCAAAAGUUUCCCCCUUUAUGGUGAGUACAACAUCGCCUGAAUACAAUGUUUUUGGUUCCAGUUGAUCUGGACAUAUAUAUUUCGUCAACUUGAUGUUUAAUAAAACAAUCCAUGUUUUCACAUUUUGUUCCUAUUCAAUGCUUAAUCCAUUCUGCAUAUAUUGGUUACGUUCUCUUAACAUUAACUAGAAUAUGGUAGUUAACCUUUUUUUUUUUUUUUGAAAAAUAAUAGAACCCAGAUUUCUACUGUUCUCAAA